AUGUCGCUGUCGACGCUGCGGCGGAGAGAAAAUUCGAGGGCCAGAGAGCUGACGCCUGAUGGACGAGCACCAGGUGAAGAUCAGGCUCAAGGCGCUCGAGCUCCUGGCCGUGGUGCAGGAGAGGGCAGAAGGUUGGAGAUAGGGGGCGCUGACAGGAGAUUGGAAGCCCUGUUGGAGGAGGAAAGGACUAGAGCGGCUUCGGUGCCGGUGGCUGGUGUCCGCCGACUCCGGUUGGAGGAUGGGCGAGACCAAACCCGGGCCUUGGAUGAUGGAGGCCGGGAGGCUGCUGGUCGUGGGGCGCAAGGUGGACCCAUCGGAACCUUGGAGGACGGAGCCAGAGCCAUGGGGCUUGGCCAGCGUCAAGGCGGACCGAUGGAGGCCUUGGAUCCCAGAGCCAGUCUCGACGACAGAGGGGAACGAUCGCUCUUGCAAAGUACUCCAGCUCGAGCUCAGGCGGGCCAUAGACCUGAAGUUGGACGUUCAGGAGGCUGUGAAAGCGCUGAUGGACUUCGUGCUGGAGGUCAAGUUGGAGGCAGAACUGACAUAGCCCCAAGAGUUUUGGAUCCAUACGGGACGCCUGGAUCGCAGGGGUGCCAUGGAACGCGCUCCUGGAGCUGGAAGAAGACGAAGCUGAAGAAAAUCAAGGAGGUGAUCACAAGGCUGCUGAAGAGCUCAAUCAAAAAUGGUUGGGGCAUGUUGGAGCAUGCCAAAAUGCUGUCAGAGCCAGUGGGAGUGCAGAACCUGACGAUGGUUGAACCAUUGGCAUCCCGACAUCAGUCUGAUGUGGCUCGGGUGGCGGCUCGGCUUUACUCUCGCUAUCGAGCCCUUGGUGUUGGAGUUUUGAGGAUCCACACGGAUCGAGAAACAGCCUUUUUAUCCCGACACUUCCAAGCCUGGUGUCAACGCAUUGGGGUAUGGCAAACCCUUACUGGAGGGGACGAAGGCCCCAGUAACGGAAGAAUCGAGUCGGAGGUCCACCAGGUGAAACGCCGGGUCCGCCUCUUGCUCAGUGGUUCCGGGUUGGACCAAAAGUACUGGCCCGGUGUGGCGCGGUACGCCGGGGAAGAGAGGCUACGGAAACAGCUGGCGACCUUUGGUGUCCCAGUACAGCCGCUUCUCCCCAUCGGCUCGAGGCCGCAGGGCACCCACACAGGCGUCUCCAUGGUAAGCAGAUGUAAGCAGCCUCCGGACCCGACCUUGCCCCAUGUGCCGCCUCCAAAACAACACCCUGACGGCGACUUCCUGUCCCUUGCAGCUCACGGUUCUGAAGGUGAAGAACCUGGGGGAGCUGAAGCAGAGAUAGAGGAUCAGGGGGAGCCACCUCAACUUGAAGAGGGUGAAGAUGGGCCACAGUGGCCACAAGGAAUCUUCAGUGAUGGAGAGGAGGAACCUGUGCCAGCCCUUCAUACGAUGCGGGCUGGGGGGGAGAACACAAACCUCUCCAGCACUUUGAAAACUUUGAAAACUUCUGGUAGUGCAGUUUUUGGCACUUCUGGAUUGCACCAAUGUCGAGGAUGCGGUCUUCAACAACUGGAUGAGAAAGCCUGUGGGUUUUGUGGACAAGCUUCCAAGGUGGAUCGGCAACGGGUAUGUGCCAGCAGAGCUCUCUGCUCCCUGCAAUAUGGAGAUCAACUGUCACAGCGUCUUCGGGAAGAGCACUGGGGAUGGAAAAACCAGCUGAUGGAAGAGCUCAGAAGUGUAGCAGUUGGUGAGGAUGAAGGGGGGCUGCAUGGCUACACCUUGGAGUUUUUGGAGGGCCAGAUCACCACUUUGGAGGAUGAGCUGGUGGAGUUGGAUCGUUCGGAGAAUGUGGCUCGUUUGAAGUCACUGGUGGCCAAUAGCCAGCAAGGUGGCCAAGAUCAGCCUAAUGGGCCGCCUUUCCCUUUUUUUACAAACCUACACCGUGCCAUUGCAGCAGGUGAGGAAAGAGCUGGACCUGUGGAAACAGCCUUUACUGGCAGAAUACAAAAGCCUCUUGGACACGGGUGCUAUCCAGGUGACCAACGAAGAAGAAGUGAAACGGCAUCCCAACUAUGCCAACUUGGAGAGAGCGCCGGCCAUGUUGGUGCCGACGAUAAAAGCUCCAGAAAGGCUCGUAUAGUGAUCUGUGGCAACAGGAUCGAGAAGGCUGAUGGGAGUCAACAGAGCAUCGAGGUGGAGAAGUCGUCGCCAUUUUCAACCUAUGCUGGUGGCGCGGAUGGCACUCUCCUGCGAUGUUUGACCAGGAAGGCAGCUGCAGAGGACUGGACGGUGGCAUCUCUGGAUGUAGCCACAGCUUUCCUACUUGCCCCUCGCCGAGCUGCCUCCCAAUGCCUCUUGAUCAUGAAGCCGCCUCGCAUUUUGAUUGAGGCCGGAAUCUGUGAUGAAGGCGACCUAUGGCGCAUCGAAAAUGCGUUGUAUGGACUUCAAUCGUCCCCAGCUGAUUGGUCCAGUUACCGCAACAAUGAGCUCCAUUUGGUGAGAACUUCGGAGCAGAAUCUCUGGAAGAUUCUACCCACCAAGGAGCCGAUCAACAAGGAAGACGUGGCUCAGGGCUAUGUAGCUCUCUACGUGGAUGACGUGAUGGCCGUGGGAAACCAAGGCUUGGUCGACAGCUUUCUGGCGAAGAUUCAGGAGGCAGGAUGGUGCCCUGUUACUCUCUCUCAACGGUCCUACGUGAAAGAUGUCUUGGGCCGUUACUCCAACUUGUCGCCGAAGACGACACCUCUUCCUGCCUUGCUGGAUGAGGAAAAGGAAGAGAACAUCCAGGUCUCGGACAUUCGGGCCGCACAGACCAUUGUCGGCGAACUUUUGUGGGCCUCUUGCAGAACCCGCCCGGAUUUGAGUUUUGCUGUGGCCUGGUUAGGACAUCAGGGCCUCAUCGCCUUGUAUGGGGGUUCUCCGGUGCAGUGGGACUCUCGCUUGCAGCCUUUCGCAGUUCUCUCAACGACCGAGUCAGAGUUGGUUGGGUACUGUGAUGGUAUGGUGCUGGGCGAGCCAGUAUCCACCAUUGUGGAAAUUUUGGAGGAGAACCAGGUGGCCUUGUCUGGAGACAAGGUUCUUUACGGAGAUAGCCUUUCAGGGCUCAAGCUGCUGGAGUCCCCAGACGGUCCAUGGAGGACAAGGCACCUUCGGCUUCGCAGCCAUGUGCUACGGGAGCGGAUGCAGUGGGGGCUCUGGAAGGGCAGACAUGUACCUGGGAGCGAGCUGGCAGCUGAUUUUCUCACGAAAUCAAUCUCUGCGGCUACGCCCUGGGAGAAGUUCUACAAGUUUAUGGGACUGGUGGAUGGAGCUUCAGAGAAGGAAGAGCACUUGGAAGGGUCGGGGGGAGCUUUGGUGGCUUCAAGGAAUGCCGUGAAGGCGCAGGCCAUUGAAAAAGGGUGCCUGAGAAAAACCGAGCUCAGACCAAUUCAGGUCGAUGCGAAGGUCGAUGAACCCGCACUGGCCGCAUUGGACACUGCAGCCAACGGUUGCCCCGAGGGAGGGCCAUCGUCAGGGUCCAGGCCUCCACUCGGUGGAAAGGGUAGCUACGGCAGCAUUCCACCUGGAAGCUCGGUGUUGAUGAGGCGAGAACUUCCUACCAGGGAGAUGUGGAAUCUACCGGAAGUUGCCAAACAGGCAUGCGUUCAGCAGCUGCUUGGACGUAUAGGCUUUGUCAGUCUUCCAGUCAAUGAGCUCAACCCUUUGAUGAUGGCAAUCCAAGAGGGCCCAGUGGUUGUCUCUGUGGACGGUGAGCCUUGGAGCAACUACGAGUCGGGCGUCUUUGACGGUUGCCGAAGGGAUGCAACUGUGAACCACGCUGUUCUCCUUGUUGGCUACGGCCAUGAUUCCUCUGUGCAGAAGGACUACUGGUUGGUUCGCAACUCAUGGGGUGAGUGGUGGGGUGAGAAGGGCUUCAUCCGCGUGCAGCGGCAUUCCUCUGACAAGGGCGAGGAGGGCUACUGUGGCACAGACUAUGAUCCCAAGCAAGGUGUUGGCUGCCAAGGUGGCCCUGCAACCUUGCCUGUUUGUGGCAUGUGCGGCAUCCUCUCCGACUCCGUCUAUCCAGAAGGAGUAAGCUCGAUGUGA
This is a messenger RNA of Cladocopium goreaui, 4047 nucleotides long. NCBI's taxonomy places the organism in Eukaryota, Dinophyceae, Suessiales, Symbiodiniaceae. The record is from the annotation of a GenBank genome assembly.